Messenger RNA from Spea bombifrons (plains spadefoot toad), 978 nucleotides. RefSeq lists its product as uncharacterized. The transcript has 5 exons. Bases 1 to 978 code for a protein of 325 amino acids. The record is from RefSeq and is a predicted model, not a curated record. NCBI's taxonomy places the organism in Eukaryota, Metazoa, Chordata, Amphibia, Anura, Pelobatidae.
AUGUUGAAACAGGGCAAUGUCAUGAGUAUGCUAGUUCCUGGGGUUCUUCAAAAUCAGUUGAGACAUCAGAUGCCUGGAAUGUCCCAGACAACCAACAAUGGGCCGUUUCCUCCAGUAUGGACUCCAAAGCUUGCAACACAAUCUGUUCUACUAGACUCUGCAUUAGAGAAUCCGCACCAAAAUCCGCAACAACCCAACCAGAUUCAGUACUAUUCCCUAUUCCUGGAACAACCUCCCCCAGGUAUACCACAGCAGUCAGGAAACCCACCUACGAUGGAGCAGACAUUUGGUUGUCUGAUCCCUCAGUUUACUGGAGAGGUGAUUAAUCUUGAAAGGAUUCCUUCUGGAGCUCUUCAGCUUCCAACCAAAACUCAAGAGGACACUUUGACUGGAAAGCCUACUCUGGAACCAAACAAACUAGAAGAUAAGUCAUUGCUGACAGGUUCUGACUCUGAGGAAAAUAUCAUUUCUGGAGCCAUUUUGUUGCCCAUUGAUCCUGGAAUACAACUGAAUGCAUUCAAUGUACAGCAUUUUGGAGGAAGAGGUUUUGGCCAUGAUGCUACUGUGGGACAGCAGGACCUGAAUCCCAUCGGUCAACAUAGGCUAAAUAAUUCUAAUCAUGGAAACAUUUCACCAAUUGUUAAUGAAGUGCCUUUGGUAAUGCUACAAGAAAGAGGAAGAUCUGAUUCUACACCUAUUCUAAAAACAAGUGAUAAGGAAAUGUUCUCAACCUAUGCACCUCCUGUGGGCCUUCAGUUGACCCUUGGAGGUGCAGAUCCCACUAUUCCACCCGAAAUAGAAAGUGCCGUGACUGACCAUACUGUCAGUUCCAGUACAGAUAAUUGGAUUUUUUGUGAUUCCUACACACUUGAAACGCAACAAACACAUGACAUGAUUAGAGGGGAUAGUUACAUACCGAUACAGGCACCUGGAUAUUUUGUUAUUGAAAAAGUACAAAAUAAUCAGUUUGAAAUCUGA